UUAACAAUUAACGUAUUGUAUUACCUUAUUUAACUUUUACCCAUCCUAUUAAAUAAGCUAUACAGGGUAACACAGCUCUUUAUCCUUUUUUGAAUCUCCCUAUCUAAAUAAUUCCCCGCAGGAUGCUUCAGUAAUACGCCCAACUAUGCCCAACCUGUAUUUGGACAAGUCUGUCCAUAUCGUUAAGAAACAUCUUAACUCUAGAAAAUACAUUUAAAUUACGAUUAAGACGAUACUGUGUUUCCCACUUUGUGGCAGCUGGCUGAGGAAGGCCUUUGCUUGAUUUCACAUGAUAAUGCCCCAUUGCACAAAGUGAGGUCCAUAAGAACAUUUUUUUUAAAACGCCAUACUUAUACCCACACUGAACACAUAUGGGUUUAUUGUUCGGUUGUCCGCAUACUUUUGGCCAUAUAGUUUCCCACAGCCUACCACCCCAACUCCAUGCAUCUUCUUUCAAGGCAAAGAUUGUGACUUCCCACUCAGCCUAAUCCUAUCCUGCAAACUAAAUCCUGACAUGAAUUAAUCAAUCAGUUUAUUGCCCAAUGGGAAAAUUAUGUUGCAAGUGGACAGAAAACACAGAGAGAACACACAACAUGCACUCUGUAAGCUGUAAAUGUCUCCUUAUGUCUUAAUAUAAUACAAGGUAUUCUAUGAACAAUGUAUCAUCUAGGAUGUAUUAUGUCCAGGAUGGUGACAGGUGUUCUGUUGUUUUUGAAAUAGGAAACCUGGCAAACCUAAAACUGUAAGUGAAGAAGAGGUGCACAAUAAAUAUCACAUAUGCAGUCACUGUGUUUGUGUUGUGGCAUCUCAGGCAUUUGGCGUGAUGGUAAUUAUAAAACUGCAAAAUGGUGCGAUAAAAACUGCAUUGGCAAUAGCGUCAGUGAUACACAGUGAAAACAGUAAGGGUUGCAGAUGUGCAUGGGCAGAAACCUGGAUAUGUUAAAGGGUUUGAUGCACCAACAACACAUGAAUUUCGUUGAUAUUGUUGGUGAUUUAAUAAGCUUAUUUGUGUGAAUUGGCCUUUUAAAUGUGCAAACAAAUAUGAUACCAGCAUUAAAAAAGUACUGGGGGGGGGUGACAACUGAGUUUCACCUGUACACUCAGAAUAAUGUAUGAUGACCCACCUCCCACAUAAAAAGGGGAAUCACUGUUCAGUAAACCCCACAUCUGUCACAUCUGUUCUGUGCGCUGCGUAUAAGCCUACAGUGUUGGUGUGCUGAUUACUUGUGUAGGGGUCUUUCACAUGGCAACACUGUGGGAACCCCCAAAGCCUCUGCAUAAAAAACACAUCUUGAAGACGCAGAGAGUUAAUUUCAAGCCCCCACCACCACCACCCACAUCUCCAAUUUGAAAGCCGCCUCUCUACCGGGAGAGGAAGGCUCUUUUUCGGUCAGAUGGCGUGCUGCAGUCCGCCCCCGUCAUUCUCCAGCCCACACAGACAGGGCAGCAGCCAAUACGGUGCGCCGGAGGACGAUUUCUGCCAGUGAUUUCAGACGAGGUACGAUACGCAAAGGGGAUUUACUACGCCAAUCUGAGCCGGGGAAGCUUUCGGCAAUAGGCAACAGGUUUCUCUCCGGGACUACCGAUCUGUGACGGAGAGGGUCGGAGACACACCUUUCCGUAAAUACGCCGGUCCCCUCUGUGCACAUCAGUCUACCUGACCUGAAGAAGGAUUUCUCCACCUGCAGGUUCAUGUCUUUCCUUUCUCCUGCCUAAACUUUCCAGUGCUGUGGGCCAUGUCUCUGCCACGCACACUUGGGGAGUUGCAGCUCUAUCGGGUGCUGCAGAGGGCCAACUUGUUGGCCUAUUAUGAAACCUUCAUCCAGCAGGGUGGUGACGACGUGCAGCAGCUCUGCGAGGCAGCAGAAGAAGAGUUCCUGGAGAUCAUGGCACUAGUUGGCAUGGCCACCAAGCCACUGCAUGUGCGUAGACUCCAAAAGGCCCUCCGAGACUGGGCGGCGAACCCUGCCCUUUUCAGCCAGCCCGUCUCUAAUGUUCCUCUCGGGGGCAUCCCACUGUUCAAAGUGGACGGGACGGGCACAAGUGGACCAACAGGCGGGCCCAGGAAGUCUGUGAGCAACGGGCAGCCGGGGUCUCCAUGUGAAAGGGAGGAUCGGGCGUGUCUUACUCCAAUGCACAGUGGGAGUCCAAGAAGCCCUUGCUCCCAGGCCUCCCCACAGCCACCAGACACACACUACAGGGAAAAACUGUCACCCAUGGACCCACACUGGCUCAGCCCAGAGCCUGAUGGGAACUGCACUUUGGCUUCUGCACCUGGAAUAGAGGAGGAGCCGCCCAGCCCGCCUCUGCUGUCGUCGUGUCCUCCAGGUCCAUCCACAUCUCCAAGCCCGUCUGCUUCUUUUUCCCCGGUCGCCCUGUCAGCCUGGCCCGGAGGACAGCUGGAUGGGGAGACAGCGAGGGCGGUGGUGGAGAGCGUGGACAGGCUCCUGAGGACCCUGCCCAGGUCAGAUCCUGCAGAGGUGAAGACUCUGCUUAGGAUGAACAAGAAGAUGGCAAAGACUGUGGGGCACAUCUUCAAAAUGGGGUCCCAGGAUGUGAACAAAGAAGAAGAGAUCCGGAAGUACAGUCUUAUUUAUGGACGCUUUGACUCCAAGAGGAGAGAAGGGAAGCAACUCACACAUCAUGAGUUGAUCAUCAAUGAAGCUGCAGCCCAGUUCUGUAUGCGCGACAAUGCCCUUUUGUUGAGACGGGUGGAACUUUUUUCUUUGGCUCGGCAGGUGGCGAGGAAGUGUGCCUACACCUCCACACUAAAGCAUGCAAGGACAAAUGCAGAUGAGAACAGCGUACUGUCCCAGAAGAGAGCGAGACAUGAGGUAAUUGUGCCCGAGAGUGUGUCAUCACUUCUCGGAGUGGAGAGCUCAGAGGGCUUGACCCAGAGGGCAGACGAUGACAGCUUAUCUGCAGAAAGCCUCGACAGUGUAUCACAUGACAUCGGCUCACAGUGCAACCAGUCUCUAUCCCCCCGUCCCCACACCGACACCUCCAACCCUAACAACUGGAGUCGCCAUCUCAUACAGCAAACGCUAAUGGACGAAGGGCUGCGAUUGGCUCGGAUGGUGUCACAUGAUCGGGUUGGCAAGAUCAGCCUAGCGUCAGAAGGAACUCACUCUACAGACCUUGACAGUAAAGUGGAGAGGCGGAGCUCGAUAACAGCGUGCAGGAGCAGUAGCCCUUGCAUCACCAAAGACGACUCUAAUCACCGCGGGAAAUGAAAAUGCUUGGCGGUUGUCAGGGAAUUCGUUCUCAAGCCUGCCACUGAACUCCACUCAGAGUCUGCCGUACAGGCUGUUGCUGAGCAGGUGUUUCCACGCGUAUCUGCAUCACUGACAUCUAAUGAGGAAAAGACUCUUUUCAACUUCAAAAUCAAUACAGGAGAUGUCAGAGUUUACCAGCGACUGACAUCAUGAACCUGCAGUGACUUCUAAACACUGAAGUUCAAAAUGUUCUGUUUUGAUUUUAUACUCAGUAAAUAUGUAGGGGGAGACACUUUUUUGUUUUGUUUUUUAAAUACAUGGACUACAUGUUCUGCAGAGUUUAGCUGAUAAUAGAAAUUAACUGAUUUUAUCAGGAUAAACCUGAUAUUUUGUUAAAUUACUGUAAUACAUUUUUUUGUGAGAGGUGGCGUGUGUUGAAAGUGCCACCUGUUUCAGAUGAAAUGGGCUCUACACAGCAGGGGGCACUGCGACUUUGGAAAUUAACUCUCCUAACUUACUCCAGUAACAUACUGUAAUUAUGUAAAGGAAAUGUGGUUUCAUAGGGAGACUGACAACAUUCUCAGCAGCUCCUCACCCUCAGGAAACAAAUGGACGUUCUGGUUUUUGAAGUCAGUGUGUUAGAUAUUCUUUAGGAUUCAAAGAUGAGGAUAAAAAAAAGUCCACGUUGAUGGAUUAGUUGUUUUUUUUAAAAAAGGUGCGUUUGAGGCAUGUGUUGAUCUAGAUUUCACAGAGCAUACACACAAACACCGGCGUCAGGUUCAGAGGCCUUUUGUUCUUUGCUGCGUCAUCUAAUCGUCCAUGAGAUCUGAACAGGCAUGCUGAGGUUUAUGAGAUAUAAAGCCAUGGGUCUCAUCAUCCACUCCCUCACAUCUCUCUGUAAUAAUAGUUUGCAUAAGCAGCUGAUAUGGUGUUUGUAAGAGAUAAUACUUCAGGCUUUUGUUUGAGGCAUUUCAUUAUCUUUCAUUAUGUGAAAAUGUACUCAGAACAGUGAUGCUUUAUUGAUUUCCAGUCGAAAGUUCAUUGUUCAGUUGCCUCUCUCAACAGUGAAAUCAGGUUUCAGGAUCAGGUAACGUUUCAUGCUCAAGGGCCCUUCAGCAGGGAGGCUGUCAUCAGCUGCUCUUCCCUCUCAUCUUUACUUUCAUCUCGUUCCCAAUCGGUGCCAUUGUACAGCCUUUGAGGAAACUGCAUUCAAAACUACAUUGCAAGAUUUAAAAAACAACAUUUACCACAGCAUUUUCAGAAAAUGUGGUGAUUAGUGUAGAUUUUUGAUGCGAUUUUAUUUAGGUGUAGCUGAAACUUACAAUAUAGCAGUGUGUUUUUGGGAUGAUUUCUGUAGUCUUAGAUAUUAACUAGGUGAAUUUUAUGUCAGCUUCCCUUUUUAAACAGUUCUUUUGUCCUUUGAGACUUAUAGUAAAUUAGGGUGACUAAUAUUUCUUUACUUUCUAAGCUUUAGAAAAAGAAAACACAUGCAGAGGUUUAUAGAAAGAAAUCUCACAAUGGUGCUUGACUCUUGAUUCAGCAGCUCCUACAAGUUACAUCAGACUAUGUGGCCCUGUUUUAAAUUGUUAAAAUCUAUUCAGAUUUCAUCUAAUGACAAGCCUCAUGUUGAUAAUGAUUAAAAACUUAAGGAUUUUUGUAUACUUAAUCACAGAGUAUGUCAGUGAGGUGGCUUGCUGUGCAUCAGUUACACCUGCCUGUUUCUUGAGCAUUAGUAACCUCCUCGGUUUAUUAUGUUGCAAAAAAAGAUUAUUUAUUUUGUUACAUCUCAAUAAAUGUUAUUUUAUUUCUUAAA
Messenger RNA from Siniperca chuatsi (mandarin fish), 5028 nucleotides. RefSeq names its product NGFI-A binding protein 2 (EGR1 binding protein 2) (gene nab2). Bases 1737 to 3233 code for a protein of 498 amino acids. The record is from RefSeq and is a predicted model, not a curated record. Gene Ontology annotation, biological process: negative regulation of DNA-templated transcription. Gene Ontology annotation, molecular function: transcription factor binding; transcription coregulator activity. Lineage: Eukaryota; Metazoa; Chordata; Actinopteri; Centrarchiformes; Sinipercidae. The transcript has 8 exons. Gene Ontology annotation, cellular component: nucleus.